Messenger RNA from Neoarius graeffei (lesser salmon catfish), 3001 nucleotides. RefSeq lists its product as uncharacterized. Gene Ontology annotation, biological process: response to bacterium. The record is from RefSeq and is a predicted model, not a curated record. The transcript has 7 exons. Bases 1818 to 2897 code for a protein of 359 amino acids. NCBI's taxonomy places the organism in Eukaryota, Metazoa, Chordata, Actinopteri, Siluriformes, Ariidae.
GUCAGGGUAUCUGUGUGUGAGCUGAAGCUUAACCACAAGAUUGGCUAUUUCAAUAAGAUUGAAAACCAUUUUUUCAAUCUUAUUUUAUCUUCAUAAGUAUAAAAUACUUGACCUCACCCAUAAGGAGUCAUUAGAGUCCAUCCAUCCAUCUUCUGCCACUUACCUGGGACUGGGUCAUGGGGGUAGCAGCCUAAGCAGAGCUGCUCAGACUUCCCUCUCCCCGGCCACCUCCACCAGCUCUUCCGGGGGAAUACCUACCAAGGUGUUCCCAGGCCAGCCGAGAGAUGUAAUCUCUCCAGCGUGUCCUGGAUCUGCCCUGGGGUCUCCCCACGGUGGGGCAUGCCCAGAGAGCCUCCCUAACAAGGUGCCCGAACCACCUCAAUUGACUCCUUGCGAUGUAGAGGAGCAAUGGUUCUACUCUGAGUCUCUCCCGAAUUAGAGUCAUUAGAGUCAUUUGUUACAAUUAUUAAUGCAAGAUCAUUCAAAAGUGUAUUAUUGUAUGGACAGAAAAAUAAAGUUUGCUAAACAAACUUGGCUUUGAAAAGUUCAUGUCAGGUCCGAACGUAUAGGCUUUGCUUGAAAAGUAAGCUUCCUGAUGACAAAAUAACAUGAUUAUGUUUUGCAGAACCACUGCAGUCAGUACUGUUUGCCUAUAAAGUGAUUUGGUGUCUCACUUUUUGUUAACUUUCUUUGAAUCAACAGAUUUCUGUAUGUGUCAGGUGGCCCGGCUCAGGCAGUUCCAGGAAGAGUAGUGGGACCUCAAAUAGAGUUCCGCCAUGCUGGGUUGCGUCUGCAAGCUGCUCCUCCCAAGAACAGCUGUCUUCCCCUGAAUUUUUUUUGGGGGGCAUGAGCAGAAGCUUGGUCGGACUCCACAUCCAAGUCCACAUCCGAGACUGAUGACUCACCUCCCAGUUUAGCGUCCACAUCUGAAGCCAGUGAAAUGGCUCCCAGGUCAACCCCCACAUCCAAGGCCAAUGAGACACCUCCCAGUUCAGUGCCAUGUUUGAGGGCCAUGAAACAGCUCCCAGGGCAACACCCACAUUUGAGGCUGGUGAAACAGCUUCCAGUUCAACGCCCACAUCCGAGGCUGAUGUGCUGGUUUCCAGAGUUAAUGCCAAACUUCACCCAUGAACUGCACGGCUGAACUUUGCUUGAAAAGUAAGUUUCCUGAUAACAACAUAACAGGACUAUGUAUCUCAGAACCACUGCAGCCAGUGCAUGUCACUGCCACAGGUGAUUAUGUUACUAAAAAGACAUACCUUUUUUCUAUUUGCAUAAUCAUGCAUUUAACCACACAUUUGAUGUGAAGUCAUGGCCAAAUGGUUAGAGAAGCAGCUUUGGGACCAAGUGGUUGCUGGUUUGAUUCCCUAGACCAGCAGGAAUGGCUGAAGUGCCCUUGAGCAAGGUACCCAGGCUGCUCUGGGUAUGUUAUACAUGGAUAAGAGCAUCUGCUAAAUGCCUGUAAUGUGUCUCCUAACCAAGUUGUGUUUUUUCAUGACAAAUUUCAGUCUUAUCUCUUGAUAUUUUUGCAUCCAGGACCUUGUUUGAAUUGCUCUAUGCUGAAAUGUUCAUUUGAUGUUGAUGGGGUUAAUUAUAAACAAGUCCAAACUUGCUUCUGCCUCCAGCAUGCCUUUCUCUUCAUGAUAUAUCAGAGUUUCAGAUCCUAUCUGAAGGAAGAUUCAGAAAAGUGAGAGGAGGAACCACAGUCAGGUACCUGCUGCUGCUGCUGCUGCUGCUAAAUUGUUAGUCUGUAGUGUAUGUAGGAAACUACAUGUGAUGUCAGAACCUCAUGUCAUAGACCUUUGGUACAAAGUGAGAUGUGCUCAGUUUGGCCAUCUGACAGUGGAGCAAGAGGAGACAUGCUGUACACAGAGCUCACACUGAAGAUGAUGAUGUGGAUCAUAAUAGUGCUUUUUUAUAAAACUGCAGAUUCUACACAGACACAUGAUAUCAGUCAGCCGAACUCAAUGAUCGCUGCUGAUGUUGGUGAUAACGUGACUCUGCACUGCUUUAAACUGCGAGAGGAUGGCGCCGGAGUCAUUAUUUGGUACAAGCAAAAAGUAGGACAGGAGCCCCGUGUAAUUGUCACAGUUCAUCACCAACCCAAUUUUGAAGAUGAGUUCAAGUCACUGAGAUUCAGCAUCGAGAAAGAAGAAACAAGAUUCCAUUUAAAAAUAGCGAAUGUGGAAAAAUCAGACGAAGCCAUGUAUUACUGUGGACUGAGAGAUUUUACAACAGUGUUUGGAAAUGGAACAUUUUUAUCAGUGAAAGGUGAUGGAGAUGUAAAAGUGUCAGUGAACCAGAGCGGCGUGUUGGACUCGGUUCCUGCAGGAGCGUCAGUGACUCUGCAGUGCUCGGUUCUCUCUGAGAGCAGAGCAGCAGAACACCAAGUGCUCUGGUUCAGAGCUGCUUCACCACAAUCCCAUCCUCAAAUCAUUUACACUCAUCACAACAGCAGCCGUCAGUGUGAGAGCGGCUCUUCUACACACACCUGUGUGUACGACUUCUCCAAGAACAUCCUCAGCAUCACUGAUACUGGAACUUACUACUGCGCUGUGGCCGUGUGUGGGAAGAUCAUUUUUGGGAACGGGACUCAAGUACAGUUGGCAGAGAGAUCUGCCGUGGAUCCUGUAGUGAUCUGUCUCGCUGGAGCUUUGGGAGUGUGUGUGGUUGUGAUCUUUGCUUUGAUCUUUAUCAUAACCUAUAAAGGAAGAAACAGAGUGAGAUUAAAACAUGGUUCUGUGACAGACAAGACCCUCAAUCAGGACUGUGACACUGUGGAACUGAAUUACGCUGCCUUACAUUUCAGUGAGAGGAGAGCCAAAAGAGGAAGAGUAAAGAAACAACAACCUCAAGAUACUAUAUAUUCUGAUGUACAACAUAAUUCUGUAACUUAGAUUUGAUCUCUGAUCUGAUUCAAUGUUAUUAGUUCUGUUAUCAGGUUUCAUAUCUUCAAAACAAAUCUUAAAAUAAAACAAGGGCAACCUGAAUAAACAUGAAA